UGAUGCAUGACGUCAUCAUGCUUUCGUUUUGGCUCGGCCGUUCAGAACAUUUGAAAUGCGUUGUUUAGAAUCGAAUUUUACGACAUUCUAACGUAAUUAGAACACUUGCGAUGGAUGUAGACUGCGAAUUAGAUGGCGAUCUUUUAACGAAAUUUAGUUGUUUAGGGACCACGGAUCACGAUGUUCUAAUUAAUGAACUUCAAAGACUGUUGGAUUUUCAACUCAAUCCGUCGGGGUGCGCUUUCUUCCUCGAUAUGACAAACUGGAAUCUCCAGGCAGCAGUAGGGGCUUAUUAUGAUUUUAACAGUCCUCAAGACAAACUACCAAGUAUGGCAUUCAUUAGAGAUGUGACAAUUGGAGAGGGAGAGUCUGUUCCACCUAACACAGCCUUUGUGAAAACAUGGAGAAUUCAAAAUAAUGGCAUUAUUGCAUGGCCCAAUGGAGUGUUUCUAAAAUACACAUCUGGUGACCAACUGGGUCCUGUAAAUUUGGUUUCUGUUAAAUCUUUGAGUGCUGGCGAAUUUUAUGACCUUAGUGUGAACAUGAUAUCGCCUGCGAAAACAGGCAUGUAUCAGGGUCAGUGGAGGAUGUGUACACCAUCUGGACAGUAUUUUGGGGAUGUUAUAUGGGUCAUUCUAUGCGUGGAUGAAGGAGGAUUGUUAGGACUCACACAGCAGCUGUCAUCAUUAGGAAGGGAAAUGAACUUUCAUGAAGGAUCCAACCCUUCAUCAACCUCUGCUAAUCCUUUUGGACUUUCAACACCUAUCUCGAUUUCCCCACAACCUAUUUAUUCUGUUCCCCAUAACAGCCCAGCUAAUGGGGUUAUCCAUGUUUCACCAGCUAGGAGAUCACUUUUUAAUUCCACGGUCAGUGGAGAGAAUCUAGAACCUCUCAUCUCACCUAGUAUACAAGUUGGAUCAGUGUUCCAUAGCAAAGAAGAGGAAAGUUUAGUGAAUCAAUUAAAGGAUACAUCUCUAUUACAAGACUCAGAUAUAGAUCAUUCAUAACAAUUACAUGGGUGUUUGUGAUUUUGAACAAUUGUGGGUUCUGUCCAGUGGUGGAAUUUGCCAUGGUGACAACACUGUAGACAUUCAAGGAGUACUAAAUUAAAUUCUUACUUUGAUAUUUGCUCGCCCAAAUUUUGGCAAUUAUUCAAAGGUUGUGAACAGAUUUUUUUUUAAACUGACAGCUGAAAAGUCAUGAUAUACAUGUAAUACUCUAAACAGGAAUAUUUUACCAGACCUUAGUUUGGUAAUUCGACACAAUUUAUGUAAUCGACCUGACAUGAUUAAUUUGGCUCAGUGUUGUUUCAGCCAAGAGAACAAAGGUACCUUAUCUAAUAAGCACAUGCUUUUUGUAUCCCUUAAACUCCCAAUAGUGAUGAAUACGAAACUUCUCCCCCUGACAUCCAUACAGUAUCCAUUUAACAGGUAAUGAGAAUACUCAGAUUCAUGAGUUAGAAGGUGUUUUCUUGAUCUAACACCAAAUUCCUGUCACUAAUUUACAACAAAACGUGUAUCAGACAGAGGGUGAAUUAACAAUUAGAUCUUGGGAGUUUUGGGGGGGGAGGGGGGGUAAUGCAAGGCUGGGAACAGAACAAGAUUACUACAACUCGUGGCACACUUUGACAUCAACCAGGUGAUUGGACAGUUCCCGUGGUUCUGGUCUUUUAACCUUUUGACCCCUAAGACUGACUAACAUCUAAUUUCUCCUUACAAUAUCAUCCCUGAAUCAAACAUUAAGGUAACAAGAAUAACGAAAGUGAUCAUCAACCAAAGAUACUCUUGAUUGUCUUAUAAAUUCUCCUUGACAGCACCU
Pocillopora verrucosa is the source of this 1818-nucleotide messenger RNA. RefSeq names its product protein ILRUN. Gene Ontology annotation, molecular function: protein binding. The record is from RefSeq and is a predicted model, not a curated record. NCBI's taxonomy places the organism in Eukaryota, Metazoa, Cnidaria, Anthozoa, Scleractinia, Pocilloporidae.